Molecule: messenger RNA, 3621 nt
Organism: Esox lucius (northern pike)
Lineage: Eukaryota; Metazoa; Chordata; Actinopteri; Esociformes; Esocidae
Gene: hoxd4a
Product: homeobox D4a
Exons: 2
Coding region: 1064-1834 (256 amino acids)
Biological process (GO): regulation of transcription by RNA polymerase II; anterior/posterior pattern specification; embryonic skeletal system morphogenesis
Cellular component (GO): nucleus
Molecular function (GO): DNA-binding transcription factor activity, RNA polymerase II-specific; RNA polymerase II cis-regulatory region sequence-specific DNA binding
Source: RefSeq, a predicted model, not a curated record
UUUUCUCAUCUACUUUUUUGUAUCAUUAUAAUAACAAUGAAACCGGAUUAUGGAGUUGCUCCUCUUUUGAUUGGUGGCUUGUACCUGGAUCUUUUGAAUGUUGUUCAGUAUUAAGAUUAUUUAAUUAUAUUUUGUUAAAUUAUAACAGGUUUCCAUUGUGUGCGAGUAAAUAUUUUGGUAAUAUGCGCUUACAGUAUCACGUGUCCUUUCAUACAUUGACAUAAAUAUAUAAUCUCAAGAAGCCUUUACACGUGUCAGGUUUUGCCCUGUACAAGUAUCAUUACAGCCUAACAUUGAUUUUCGUUUUAAUUGUUAACGUAUCUUGCCUUGCCAUAACGAAGGUUAGAAUACCAGACUGCAGUUUGAAUAGAUUUUAAAAUAGGAUCAACGUGAUGCAUUUUUUAAAAGUUUUCAUUUGUUUAAACAUUUCAAUCAUUUAAUUAUUAAUUGUUUGCCAUUGGUUGGUUGCCACGAGGCUCUUUCAAUGGUUUUGAAAGGGAUAGCAUAGAUGAAAUGAUGAGAUUCUUGUAACUUUUGGAUGACCCCUUCUCGACAAAGACAGUCCCCAUCAAUUGUCCCCAGGCUUUAUUCCCCUCUUUUUGUGCCAGGGGGACGUUUUGUAUCUUUUGUUUGUUUAUCUGUCAGACUAACUGACUUUAGUUUGAUUUAGUAUUGUAAAAAAUUAAGCAUAUUAACCACAUUAUUGCAAAAACCAACAAAAUGUCCGUACACACAAAAUUGGUAUUAAUUCCAUUCAGAUUAUUUUCCGUGGCUUUAGAAAUGACUGCCAUUACAAAACUUUAGAUAUGGACAACAAGUGUUUUAUAUUUCACAUAUAACGUCUCAUUCCUCAAUAUAGGGUUUAUAUUGUCAAUCCUGCUUGGCAGCCGGUUAAAUAUUUGCAUAUAGUCAAUAGAAUUUGACGUUUUUUGAAGUUAGUGGAAAUUGAUGCUAUAGGUGUGUAGUGUAUAGCCUACGUUAAUGGACUAGGUUUUCCUCGAUUGGUUAAUCUGGUCACAUGGUUUUCUAACUUUAUUCAGUUGACAGCAAGUAGGAGGGCUUUAUGGAGGCUGGAAAAAAAGACAACUCCAGAAAAAUUAGUAUUUUCUACCUUCAGAAAUUAAUGGCCAUGAGUUCGUAUAUGGUGAACUCUAAGUAUGUGGACCCAAAAUUUCCUCCUUGUGAGGAAUAUUCGCAAAAUAGUUAUAUACCUGACCAGGGGACAGAGUACUACGGUCCAUCGCAGGACCCAGAUUUCCAGCAUCCAGGAAUCUAUCCACGGUCUACCUACGCGGAGCAGCCCUUCAGUUGCACCACUGUGCAGGGUUCUACAGUGCCGUCGCGGGGUCAUGUGCAGGGGCGAGCUAGCCACCCUAGUCCUUUUACGGCCCAGACCGAGCCGUGUUCCCCGGUCCAAGUGGCUAGUCCCCGGAUUUGUGGACAACAACAAAACACAAAGAACCAAAACGGGAUACAAGCCAAGCAGCCUGCAGUAGUUUACCCGUGGAUGAAGAAAGUCCACGUUACAACGGUAAACCCGGAUUACACAGGACCUGAACCGAAACGGUCUCGGACAGCUUAUACAAGACAGCAGGUUUUAGAACUGGAAAAGGAAUUUCAUUUUAACAGGUAUCUGACCAGGCGGCGUCGCAUAGAGAUUGCCCAUACACUCGUUCUCUCCGAGCGUCAGAUCAAAAUCUGGUUUCAAAACAGAAGAAUGAAAUGGAAAAAAGACCACAAACUGCCGAACACAAAGGGGAGAUCAGCAUCAGCCUCCAGCCAACAUUUACAAAGUAUCCAAAAGGAUAACCAGACUGAUAUCACAACUUUAUGAAUAAGAUGGGAAACUUUGACUCUUAUUUGAACUGUAUAAACAAGACUAUUUCCCAUUUGACUUUGCAUGGUGUCAAAACAUGACAUUUUCUUUACAUGGCAGUUUACUUUCAGAAAACCCUGGAUGGGUUGGCUCACUGACCACAGUCUAUUUCCAACAUUGUAACUGAUAGUUGCUCAGAAGAUAUGGGUGCAUCAUGCUUAACAUGCAUCAGCAGGUACAGUAGAUCGAACGAAACCGUUCCCGUUCACACGAAAGCGUGUUAAAUGUUCGCUGAUCGUACUCAGCGUGCUGAUUCUGUAGUCCCAGACUUCUCACGUGCACCAAAGUGAUCAAAGUUGUCUACGGCCUGAAAAUGUGUAUCUUUAUUGGAAAGAAUAACAUUAUAUAAAGCUUUAAUUAAGGGAAAAAUUGCCAUGUGAUGAAAUAAAACUUAAAAACAAACAAUAUUUCAUAAGAUUGCGAAAUAUAAAAUGACCAUUGCAGCAUCAGUUAAUCCAUACGUUAUUUUCAGACAAGUGACAAUAUUUGUUACUUUUAUAGGCUAGAAAGAAGUGAACUCGUAUUUAUAAGUUUUUACUGGUUGAAUUAUAUAGGCUAGCAUAAAAAGUAGUAAACUCGUAUUUAUGGAUGCUAGCUGAAUUUGUUGAAUUUGUCUGUUUACGUUUACGAACUUUUAUACAUUAAAGCAUUUAAAAUGUAGUUAAAUUCAAUUAAGAAACAAGACAUUCCUGUGUUCAGCCCUUCCCAGUGCCCUUAUUCGGUUAUAAAUCUCUCUUGACAUCUAUGUAAACAAAGUACAUUUAAAGAGGGUCUACCAUAUGGCAUCUGAAACUCUUUCACGAGUUUUGCAUCGAAUUUAGGCAAUAUAUUUUUUUAGAUGCUUCACUACUUUUUCCUUUGAUCAAUAUCAAAGUAUCUAUUCAAUGUUAGGGACGUUUAGGGAUAAAAAUGUUUAAUGUUUUCCCCAUUCUUAUUCAAUAUGUGUAAUAUAGUGUUGACAUUUCAUUGUGAUUAUUUAAUUAAAUAUUUGUACAUUUUCUAAAAUUCACAACAGUUCUAAACGUAUUUGAGUUACAACUUUAAAUAAAAUGUGUUUUUAUCUGUUGUGGAUUAUUAGCAUGGUCUUACAUUUUCUUAUGACAUGUAAAAUCUUUUAAUGAAUAUUCUUGGCUGGUGUUAAAUUCGAACUAUGGCAUCAAAUUAUAAACCUAGCCACCCGCCUUCAUGUCAAGUUUCAAGACAGAUAUGAAUAUUAUUCCUAUCAUUGUCCUCCUGGCAAAAAGCGAAGACGUCUUUGCAUUGCGAAGAUGUCUUGCCUCUCAAGUUUUCAUGAUGAGGAGUUGAAAAGGUAUUUCAGCUGAAGUUCGACAAAGCUCCAGAGGCCGGUUCAUUCAGAGGACACUCUUUCUAUCGCCUUAGACACAUUUCAGCCGCGAGGAGUGACCUAUAGACCCUUGACCCGUCGGACCUACAGCCCUUUUCUCUCACAGUCACUAUUCGCAUUGAGUUUCAUGGAGAUACUUUUUCUACUUUAGUAUUAGAAAAUGGAACGCUUAUAUAACCUGGUUAAAAAUGUCACGUUUUAAAUCCUAUAUUUAUUCUGCCAGAUGCACCUCAAAUGGUACUGAUUGUAUAGUCAUGUUUUACCAUGUCAAUAUGCAAUGCUGUAUGAUUUUAUUUUUGUACCUGCUUUUUAUUCUGUAUAUACCCACGUGUCAUGCAAAACUUUAAUGAAAAAAUAAAGAUUGUUACUUGAUAUUAGUUAUGGUGGCACAUAUCACUCA